Molecule: messenger RNA, 1175 nt
Organism: Rhizopus microsporus ATCC 52813
Lineage: Eukaryota; Fungi; Mucoromycota; Mucoromycetes; Mucorales; Rhizopodaceae
Exons: 1
Coding region: 371-1072 (233 amino acids)
Source: RefSeq, a predicted model, not a curated record
UUCUUUAUAAAACUGUUUAUGAUUAUAUAACCUUUUUUUUUUCACAAUGAGGCUUAUACAGUUACCAAAGGAACUGAUAAAAAACGUAGCUCAAUAUUUAUCGAGAGAAUACAUAGCACAGCUCUGUCUGACAUGUAAAUUGGGCUAUCAGAUAUUCCUACCCAUUCUCUAUAAACACAUCGUUUUGGGGCAUCGUAUACAAAUAAGGCAACUAGAGCAAGGAUUCAAAAGAAAUAGUUACCUAAGGCAAGUAGCCAGGCAGAAUACACAAGCAGUCACCCUAAAGUGUCGACAAGGGGGAAAUGAUCACUAUUGGAAGCUUAUAUUUUCACAAUUACCUAAAGCUCGCCAGUUGUACAUUCGGGAUUAUAUGGCACUAUCUGUAAAUAAAAUCCAGCACAUCCUAUCCACCUUACCUCAAGUAAACCUAUUAGACAUCCAGUACUGUGAACUCGUGCAAUCACAAGAUGAAGAAGACAGCAACACGAUAUUUGAUCACAUCACCAACUUAAACUUGAUGUGGACCGAUUUUACCGUAGAGGCUAUCGAGCGGUUAUUCCGAUGUGUUCCCAAUCUCAUCAAUAUCAAUCUUGGUGCAAACCAUAAUAGAAAGCCAUUAUCAAAUGAUACUGCACUUCAGAUCAUGCAAACAUCUUGUUUACGUAUCAGACAACUCUCUGUCUCACUGCAACAAGUGAAAGAAGCAACGCUCUGUCAGGCAGUGAUGACUUAUGGACCUCAGCUCGAGCAGUUGUCCAUUCGAUGUGAAGGCAGUAAGACCAUCAAGACUAUUUCACAACACGCUACACACCUACAACGACUUGUCAUCCGGCACUCAGGCUGUAAUUAUAAUGAUGUAACUAAUAUACUCAAAGAGUGUGAAUCUCUUAAUCAUUUAGAGAUGGUGAGUUGGCCAGUUCAAGAGGUACCCACUGUUGUCCUACACAGAGUGCACUACCAAACACACACAGACAUUCAGGGGAUUAGAAAAACAUUUGCAUUAAAUGAAAGUGAUUUACAGGAAAUACGUCGAUUAUGUUUAUACCAGGAUGAAACGUCAUCUUUAUCAUAACAAUCACUUAAUAAAUAUCUCGUUGCAUUGUAAUUUACACUCUAUUGGUCACAUGACCUGUAUUUUGCUGUUAAUGCUGUGUGUCUAUUUUUUUUUUUUUUUU